AUGUAGUUUGCCCCAGCGACUCCAGUGGGCGUGGGUGACGGGACUGGUCGGAAAUAAUGGCGUCCAAAGCGAUCGCAGUCGACAAGGCAGUGCCGAUCGAGGGGGAUAAGGCGGAAACGCCGCCGGCGGAGACAGAGGCGUCUCUGUUCUCAUCCUACAUCGGCCUCAGCUUCGCCUUGUUCCUGGGUCUCCUCCCCAAGUUAUCCCUCUCGUACGUGUCGUCGCUCCAGUCCCGCAACCGGAUCCUCGCUACGAAGCUAUUCGAGGCCGAGGACCAGCUCCGAACGCUAAGGUCUCGGGGGAAGGAAGAUGCCAAGGCCAAUGCGCGAGUGGCCGAGAUCUUCGCGGGCCGCCGCGCCCGGUGGCAGCAGGAGGACAGGCGCCUCCUCCUCCGUGUGGAUUCCGCGGAGGCGGAGAUUUCGGGUUUGAGGGCGCGAUUGGAGGAGACGGAGCGAGAGAGGGCGGAUCUUAACGCCGCACUGGAGAGGCUAGAGAGGGACGAGAUGCUCGAGUUCAUGGCGAGGAAGGAGGGUGGUGGAGGUGGGCUGGAUUUGGUGGAGGACAGUGGUACUGGAGGGGGUUUCACCAGGGUUAAGGUUCCGGAGGAGAAGUUACUGGCAAGGAAUGGAAAACUGGUGGCGAUUCAGCAGAAGAAGGGAGCUGUUCAUGCCUUCGGAAGGCAUGAAACAGUGGACAGAUCAGUCUAUUGGAUGGCAGGAUAUGAUGUAUGACUCACUUGGCACAACAAAUAGUAUGAAGCAUUUAGUGGCAAGGCGGGAAUCCCCUUGGAAGGUUGAUAGUGAAUCUUCUGGCAUUUCCACUAAGCUUAAACUUCUUGAAGAAGAAUUGGUUUACCUGGAAAAAGUCGGGACUGGAGAUUUGUCCAAAAUAACUUCGUUGAUGAGGAAGCAAGCAAAGAGAUAUCAAUCUCUUGCUGGAAAAGUUGAUGCUUUAGAGAAUGAAUGAGCCCUGCGACCCGACCCUAACUCCAGAGUUCCGAACACAACGACAGACUGAGUUCUUGCUCGAAGCAUUUCACCUGCAGAAUUAUGCAUCGGAAACAAGACAAAAGCUGAGUUCAGUGCAAGCAGAG
Messenger RNA from Zingiber officinale, 1093 nucleotides. RefSeq lists its product as uncharacterized. The record is from RefSeq and is a predicted model, not a curated record. Lineage: Eukaryota; Viridiplantae; Streptophyta; Magnoliopsida; Zingiberales; Zingiberaceae. Bases 57 to 731 code for a protein of 224 amino acids. The transcript is spliced from 4 exons.